CCCACACCAAAGCCCCUAGCGCCGUCGGAUCAGAUCCCACUCCACCUCCUCCGCGGCUCCACGCCCUGCCGGCCUCCCGCCGCUCGUUAUAUUCCGCGGCCGGCCGGAUCCACUACUCGUUUUUCGUCUCCCCCCUCCUCUGUCUCUGUCUGCCUGCCCUCCUCCUCGAGCUCCUGAGGGAACAAAGGAAGGAUGGAGCCGGCGACGAUGGCGUGGACGGCGGGGCUGGUGGGCGCCGGGCUGGUCUACUGGUUCGUGUGGGUGAUGGGGGCGGCGGAGGUGAAGGGGAAGCGGGCGGUGGAUCUCAAGAUGGGAUCCAUCACGCGGGACAAGGUGCAGGACAAGUACACGCAGUACUGGUCCUUCUUCCGCCGCCCCAAGGAGACGGCCACCACGCAGGCCUCCGCCGACAAGGUGCCCGCCUUCGUCGACACCUUCUACAACCUCGUCACCGACAUCUACGAGUGGGGCUGGGGCCAGUCCUUCCACUUCUCGCCCUCCCUCCCCGGCCGCUCCCACCGCGACGCCACCCGCGUCCACGAGGAGCGCGUCGCCGACCUGCUCGCCGCCAGGCCGGGCCACCGCGUGCUCGACGUCGGAUGCGGCGUCGGCGGGCCCAUGCGCGCCAUCGCCGCCCACUCCGGCGCCCACGUCGUCGGCAUCACCAUCAACGAGUACCAGGUGAACCGCGCCCGAGCACACAACCGCAAGGCCCGGCUGGACGCGCAGUGCGAGGUGGUGUGCGGCAACUUCAUGGCCAUGCCCUUCGACGACGCCUCCUUCGACGGCGCCUACUCCAUCGAGGCCACCUGCCACGCGCCCCGGCUGCAGGACGUGUACGCCGAGGUGUACCGCGUGCUCAAGCCCGGCCGCCUCUACGUCUCCUACGAGUGGGUCACCACCCCGCUGUUCCGCGCCGACGACCCGGCGCACGUCGAGGCCAUCCACGGCAUCGAGCGCGGCGACGCGCUCCCGGGGCUGCGCCGGCAGGACGAGAUCGCGUCCAUCGCGCAGGAGGUCGGCUUCGAGGUGGUGCAGGAGCUAGACCUGGCGCUGCCCCCGUCGCUGCCCUGGUGGACGCGGCUCAAGAUGGGGCGCCUCGCCUACUGGCGCAACUCCCUGGUGGUCCGCGUGCUCACCCUGCUCCGGAUCGCGCCCAAGGGCGUGGUGGAGGUGCACGAGAUGCUGUACGAGACCGCGCAGCACCUCACGCUCGGCGGCGAGACCGGCAUCUUCUCGCCCAUGCACAUGGUCGUCCUCCGCAAGCCCGCCGACGCCGACGCCGAAGCCGAGGAGAGCAGCAAAUAGAGUGCGAUCAAGGAUCAAACAAACAAGAGGAAGGAACAAGAAAUAAUUUCGAUUUCUAAUGAGAGGUAAGAAUCUAUGAGGAGGACAGGCGUAUUCAUAGCUAAUGGAGCACUAUUGAUUUGGCCUCGGUGCCGAGAGGAAAGAAGAAUAGGAACGGCGGAUGAAGCUUACUGUUUUGGUUGGUAGCUUUCGUUUUCGAUUUUUGGUUGGAGUUUGGACCGCAUGCGUGCGUGAGUGCAGGCUGGAUUCAGAUUUGUUUCUGCUUUGAUCCGUGGAUAGAUCUUUUCCUUCUUCCUUCUUCUAUGUAUCGUCGUCAGCUAUAUUUUGCCCUGAAAAAUCAGAUGGAGGUUGUGCAUGAAA
Messenger RNA from Hordeum vulgare subsp. vulgare (domesticated barley), 1668 nucleotides. RefSeq names its product 24-methylenesterol C-methyltransferase 2. The record is from RefSeq and is a predicted model, not a curated record. Gene Ontology annotation, molecular function: S-adenosylmethionine-dependent methyltransferase activity. Gene Ontology annotation, biological process: steroid biosynthetic process. NCBI's taxonomy places the organism in Eukaryota, Viridiplantae, Streptophyta, Magnoliopsida, Poales, Poaceae. Bases 193 to 1308 code for a protein of 371 amino acids. The transcript has a single exon.